CUCUACUGUUUCUCCCGAUUCAACCGUCUUCCAAGUCGAAGCCCUGCGACUGGGACGGUGGUUUCCUCUCCGCCUCCUCCAAGAUCCCGUCCAGUGCUCCUUUCUGCUUCAGAUCUCCGUCUCCUCCUCCCCAAUCCCCCCCUCCUCUACCUCGUCUUCUUCGAUCUGCCGCUGGGGUUUGGAUUCCAACCCCAGAUCCGGAUCUCGUCGCGGCGGCCGAUCGGAGUCCCUUCCGGACCCCGCCUCGGCAUCUGCCAGUCUCAGUUAGGGGUUGACCCGCGUUAGCUGUCGAGAUCCGUGUCUUGCCGCCCCCGAUGGAGGCGUUGGAGGAAUUGAGCGAGCUCGCGGACGCGAUGAUGCAGGCCUCUGCCCUCCUCGCCGAUGAGGACGUCGAUGAGGGGUCGACCAAGAGGCGGACGUCCACGUUCCUCAACGUCGUCGCUCUCGGCAAUGUUGGGGCUGGUAAAUCAGCAGUGUUGAACAGCUUAAUCGGACACCCGGUCCUGCCAACUGGAGAGAAUGGCGCGACUCGCGCCCCUAUCAGUAUUGAUCUGCAAAGGGAUAGUUCACUGAGUAGUAAAUCAAUUGUCUUGCAAAUAGACAGCAAAUCUCAACAAGUCUCUGCGAGUGCCCUUAGGCACUCUCUUCAGGACAGACUAAGUAAGGGAACUGGAGUUCAAGGUUCAGGAAAGGGCCGUGCAGAUGAGAUAUAUCUGAAGCUCCGUACUAGUACAGCUCCGUCUUUAAAAUUAAUUGAUCUUCCAGGUUUAGACCAGAGGUUAAUGGAUGAUUCUAUUGUCAGUGAUUAUGGUGCACGCAAUGAUGCAAUAUUGCUACUUAUAGUGCCAGCUGCUCUGGCACCUGAAAUCUCUUCUUAUCGAGCUCUUAGACUGGCUAAGGAAUUUGAUUCAGAAGGAAGUAGAACCAUUGGUAUUAUCAGCAAGAUCGAUCAAGCUGCUGGGGACCAGAAAUGUCUUGCAGCAGUUCAAGCUCUUCUUUUGUCUCAGGGGCCACCCUCUACUGCUGAUAUUCCAUGGGUUGCUCUGAUCGGUCAAUCUGUUUCUAUUGCUUCAGCACAAGCUGGUUCUGUUGGAUCUGAAAAUUCACUUGAAACAGCAUGGAGAGCUGAGACUGAGAGUCUUAAAACUAUACUUACUGGUGCUCCACAAAGUAAGCUUGGAAGAGUAGCAUUAGUUGAUGCACUUUCCAAGCAAAUUCGCAGUAGAAUGAAGCUGAGAUUGCCAAAUCUUCUUUCAGGAUUACAAGGUAAGUCACAGAUUGUGCAGGAUGAGUUGUUUAGACUUGGUGAACAAAUGGUGGAGAGUGCGGAAGGCACCAGAGCUAUUGCCUUGGAGCUUUGUCGAGAAUUUGAAGACAAGUUUUUGCAACAUGUUGCGACUGGUGAGGGUUCAGGUUGGAAAGUUGUUGCAACAUUUGAAGGGAACUUUCCUAACAGAAUAAAACAACUUCCACUGGAUCGACAUUUUGAUAUCAACAAUGUCAAAAGAAUUGUGUUGGAGGCUGAUGGUUAUCAGCCAUACUUGAUAUCUCCUGAAAAAGGUUUGCGAUCUUUGAUAAAGGGAGUACUGGAAUUAGCAAAAGAACCAUCACGCCUUUGUGUUGAUGAGGUCCACCGCGUUCUGUUGGAUAUAGUUUCUGCUUCAGCAAAUGGUACACCUGGACUAGGUCGAUAUCCUCCUUUUAAAAGAGAGGUGAUUGCUAUUGCAUCAACUGCAUUAGAGAACUUCAGAAAUGAGGCCAAAAAGAUGGUGGUUGCAUUAGUUGAUAUGGAGCGUGCAUUUGUUCCUCCGCAACAUUUCAUUCGUCUAGUUCAGCGGAGAAUGGAGAGGCAGCGUAAGGAGGAUGAGCUGAAGAAUCGAUCAUCAAAGAAAGCAAAUGAAGCAGAGCAAGCCAUCUUGAAUAGAGCAUCAAGCCCUCAACAAGGAGCUCAAGGUGGUAGCUUGAAAUCAAUGAAAGAUAAAUCUAAUCAACAAGACAAAGAAACCAAAGAGGGUUCCACAUCCACCUUGCAGGUUGCUGGACCUUCUGGAGAAAUAACAGCAGGAUUCUUACUGAAGAAAAGUGCCAAAACAAAUGGCUGGAGCAAGCGAUGGUUUGUCCUCAAUGAGAAAAGUGGAAAGCUUGGAUACACAAAAAAGCAGGAGGAGAAGCAUUUUCACGGGGUUAUCACUUUGGAGGAAUGUAACCUUGAGGAGGUUCCAGAUGAGGAAGAUCCUCCCAAAAGUUCGAAGGACUCCAAAAAAGCAAAUGGAGCAGAAAAAAGCCCAACCCUUGUCUUUAAGAUAACUAGUAAAGUUGCAUAUAAAACUGUUUUAAAAGCUCAUAGUGCUGUGAUUUUAAAGGCUGAGAACUUGGCUGAGAAAGUUGAGUGGAUGAAUAAGAUAGGAAAUAUCACUGGCUCUUCAAAAGUUACUUCCUCAAAGGGUGCACCUGAAUCUGGAGUUACACCAAUGAGACAAAGUCAUUCUGAUGGUUCACUUGACACAAUGGUUAGAAGGCCAGCUGAUCCUGAAGAAGAACUUCGUUGGAUGUCCCAAGAAGUUCGAGGUUAUGUAGAGGCUGUAUUGAACAGUCUUGCUGCUAAUGUACCAAAGGCAGUUGUGCUAUGUCAAGUUGAGAAAGCUAAGGAAGAUAUGUUGAAUCAGCUAUAUAGCUCAGUAAGUGCUCAAAGCAACGCGAAGAUUACAGAACUACUCCAGGAAGACCAAAAUGUGAAGCGUAGAAGAGAAAGGAUUCAAAAGCAAUCAUCUCUCCUCUCGAAACUUACACGUCAACUAAGCAUCCAUGACAACAGAGCAGCUGCUGCUAGCUGGUCUGAUGGUAGCUCGGCUGCAGAAAGUAGCCCAAGGACCAAUGGUACCGGUGAGGAUUGGAGAUCAGCAUUUGAUGCUGCGGCCAAUGGAUCGAUAGACAGCUCACACACUGACUCAUCAUCUAGGUCCAGAAGCAGCAGCAGCCGGCGGCAUGGCACCCCAACCCAGAAUGGCGAUGCAAGUUCAGGAGCAAACUCUGGUAGUCGUCGUACCCCAAACAGGUUGCCACCUGCACCACCGCAAAAUAGUUCAGCUGGAUACAAAUACUAGAGUCGGAUGUCGUUAAGUAUUCCUCUGUUACUUGAUGAAUGCAACAUCUUGCAAUAUAUAUAUUCGGAGUGGAUUCGAGGCGCAGAGGAACAAAGUGGAGCUAUAGAAUUAAUCCCCCAUUUGUCGACAAAUUGAUUUCUAUAUUCAUAAGCCUAUAUAUAAGUAUUGUACGUGUGGAAGGGGAUCAAUAUACUGCAUGGAUUUAGUGAGAUUACCUUUUAUUUGUGAUAUCAUUUCCUCUUCAUCAACUUGUUGAUUUGUAACAAUUGGUUUUUGCCGGUUGGAGAUCAUUCACACAUUUCAUUGUAUUUAGAAACAUCCUUGUAUGUAAAUUGUUGUCCACCUAGGUGUGUCUUCUCUC
Molecule: messenger RNA, 3465 nt
Organism: Zingiber officinale
Lineage: Eukaryota; Viridiplantae; Streptophyta; Magnoliopsida; Zingiberales; Zingiberaceae
Product: dynamin-2A-like
Exons: 22
Coding region: 315-3104 (929 amino acids)
Cellular component (GO): cytoplasm; membrane; microtubule
Molecular function (GO): GTPase activity; microtubule binding; GTP binding
Source: RefSeq, a predicted model, not a curated record